GGGAUCUUCUCCGUCUGUCUCCAGCUCCUUCAGCGGCUCCGACCCUCGUUAGCCAUUUCGGUCACGCAGCCCGGUUGUAAAUCCGCCGCCAGAACCGCGGUGCCCCCCACUCCCGACACACAGCCCCCUGACCCCCCAGCCCUGCCGGUGCCCCCCACUCCCGACCCGCAGCCCCCUGCCCCCCCGGCUCUCCCCCCCAGCCCUGCCGGUGCCCCCCACUCCCGACCCGCAGCCCCCUGCCCCCCCAGCUCUGCCGGUGCCCCUCACUCCCCCUGCUCUGUUCGAUUCUCUGCUGAGACCUGGAAGCUCAUCACACCGGACGCUGGUUUCUCUGUGGUUCUCCCAAGUCUCCGCUCCCUUUUUCUCCCCCACCCCGCCGCCUGCUCAGGGUGAAUGUCCUGACAACCCGGCGGUCUGGGAGGGGGAGGGGCUCCAGGGUGUCACUCUCCAUAGCUGAUCCCUGUCUCCCCCCAGGUGCCCCCCCAAUGGGGUAGCUGGACGGGGGCCCAUGGGCAGCGCCCCACCCAGGAGGCGGCGUCAGCAGGCAACAUGCCCAGUGUCCUGGGGCUCCUGCUGGCCUGGCUGGGGGGUUGCGGCUGCGCCGGACGCCUGGGUCCCCCCUGGCCGGGCUCCCGGGGGGCCCCACCCCAGGGCUGGGAACGCCCCCUGCUGAGAUCCCGACGCAGUUGGGUCUGGAACCAAUUCUUCGUCAUCGAGGAGUAUGCCGGCCCUGAGCCUGUCCUCAUCGGCAGGCUGCACUCGGACGUGGACCGGGGUGAGGGGCGGGUCAAGUACGUGCUGACAGGCGAGGGGGCUGGGACGGUGUUUGUGAUCGACGAGCGGACGGGGAACGUGCACGUGACCAAGACGCUGGACCGGGAGGAGAAGGCCCAAUACACGCUGCUGGCCCAGGCCGUGGACCGGGCCUCGAACCGGCCCCUGGAACCGCCCUCCGAGUUCAUCAUCAAAGUGCAGGACAUCAACGACAACCCACCCGUCUUCCCGCACGGCCCCUACCAUGCCACUGUGCCCGAGAUGAGCAACGUGGGCACAUCCGUGAUCCAGGUGACGGCCCAUGACGCUGACGACCCGAGCUACGGGAACAGUGCCAAGCUGGUGUACAUGGUGCUGGAGGGGCUGCCCUUCUUCUCCGUCGACCCCCAGAGCGGCGUGGUGCGCACUGCGAUCCCCAACAUGGACCGGGAGGCGCAGGCUGAGCUGCUGGUGGUGAUCCAGGCCAAGGACAUGGGGGGCCACGCUGGGGGGCUGUCGGGGAGUGUCACUGUCACUGUCACCCUGAGCGACGUCAAUGACAAUCCGCCCAAAUUCCCCCAGAAUUCUUACCAAUUCUCGGUGCUGGAGACGCUGCCACCUGGCUCUCCCGUGGGGCGGCUCCGGGCCCACGACCCGGACGAGGGGGACAACGCGCGGCUGAGCUACCGGCUGCUGGACGGGGAUGGGCCCUUCGCCAUCAGCACUGACCCGCUGGGCCGGGACGGCAUCCUCACCAUCAGCCAGGUGGGACACAUGAGACCCCCUCACCCCCUCAUCUCUCGCUGCUCCCCCAGAUACUCCAUCCUGCCCCACUCGGACCCUGGGCGGUAUUUCAGCAUCAGCCCCCAGGACGGGACCCUCCGCACGGCCCUGCCCCUCGACAGGGAGACGCUGGCCUGGCACAACCUGACCGUGGUGGCCACCGAACUAGACAGCCCGGCGCAGGCUGCGCCCGUCCCAGUGGUUGUCCACGCCCUGGACGUGAACGACAACGUGCCUGAGCUGGCACCGGGGACCGAGCCCUUCAUCUGCCACGGCACCGCGCCCGGCCAGCUGAUCCAGACCAUCUGGGCCCUGGACCGGGACGAGGCGGGGGCCGGGAGCCGGGUGACGAUUCGCUCCCCGCCGGGGCUGGGACCCUCUGACCUCACUGUGCGGGACAACGAGGAUGGCUCGGCCGCUCUCCUGCUCCGGACUCCGCGGCUGUCCCCCCCGGGUGGACCCCCCCUAUUGGUGCCCCUGGAGCUGGUGGAUGGCGGACGCCCCCCCCUGACCGGCACCCCCACCCUGACACUAAGCGUCUGCCAGUGCCGGCCCGACGGCGCCCUGCGCUCCUGCCAGCCCCCCCUUGCCACCGGCGCCGCCCCAGGGCUCAGCACCGCCGCCCUGCUGGCCAUCCUGGGCUGCGGCGCCAGCCUGCUCGCGCUGGCAGGGCUCCUGGCCUGGGGGUGCCCCAAAGCGGAGGUGGGACGGGCCCGGACUCCCCCUCUGGCCCCCCCCCGCCUAGCCACCUGCCUCGCCGCCCGCCUGGGCCGGGCCGACGCCGACCCCCGGGCCCCCCCCUACGACUCGCUGCAGGUCUAUGGCUACGAGGGCGGGGGGACGCCCUGUGGCAGCCUCAGCCCCCUGGGCUCCUCCUGGGGGGACAGCGAGGGGGAGGGGAGCGACCCUGGUGAGUGGGGGCCCCUCUUUCGCACCUUGGCCGAGCUCUACGGGGGCCAAGAGGGACCCGCCUGAGGCCACGCCCACCUCCAGCCAUGCCAUGGGACCAUGCCCACUUCACAGCCAUUCCUGAGAGGCCACGCCCCCUCCCUCUCGGUCAUGCCAGCAAGGUCACGCCCACCUUCCAGCCAUGCCAUGGGCAUCCCACCUGACCACGCCCACUUCCCAGCCGCACCUGAGAGGCCUCCCACCCCAGGUCAUGCCAGUUAGGCCACACCCACCUGCAGCCACGUCCACAAGGCCACGCCCACCUCCCACCCAUGCCGUGGGUCCACACCCACUUCCCAACCACACCUUUGAGGCCACAACCCUCCCUCUAGGUCAUGCCAGUGAGACCAUGCCCAGCACCAGACCACGCCAUGGCCGCACCUGCAGGCCCACGCACUCUCCUAGCCACGCCCCCAAGCAGGCCACUCCCACUUCUAGACACACCCCUUCUCAGUCCCAUGGCCCCUGCAGCCCUGCCUCCCACUCAGUGCUUCGCGCCCCCCACCUACCCUCCGCUCGGCCUUUGUCCUGUGUCCAUCCGUCUCUCCUCCCCCCGCCCGCCUGUGCUCCCCCCACUCACUGGGUGUGUUCCCCUCAUUGGGUGAUCAGCCCCCCUCCCACACGUUCCCUCCUUUCCCUGCCCCCCCAUGGCUGCUCACCCACUGUGACCGACUGUGACCCCCCGCCCCUGAUUAAUGCUGUAUCCAGCCCCCCCUCAGGCUGAGCCACACCCCCAACGUGGCAUCCUGCCAUCCCCCAGCCAGGGGAGCCCCAGGAAAUCCCAGGGGAUUGUGGGGGCUUGGACCCCCACACAUCUAGGAUCCACCAGACCCUGCUGCUCCCCCAGAUCCACCUGCCCCCUCCCCCCCCGUGGAUUCUGCAUUGGGACUUUUAAUGUCACGGGAUAUUGGGGGUGGGUGGGGAGGUGCCAUUGUGUGGGGGUGGGG
Molecule: messenger RNA, 3431 nt
Organism: Chrysemys picta bellii (western painted turtle)
Lineage: Eukaryota; Metazoa; Chordata; Testudines; Emydidae
Source: RefSeq, a predicted model, not a curated record